AUGGCCGCCCCCACCACCAGCAUCCACCGGCUUUCCACUUCAGGCUCCGUCAAGGGCCUGUGUGUGCCCGGUUGGGGGUUUCUCUCGAUGUCUUCCAUCCGUGUUGGGGGUGCCUGCCGGCCCCCCAGCCUCCUGGGAGCCAGCAGCUCUGGCAACAUGUCUGUGUCCUCGUCCCGCUUCUCCGUGGGCAUGGGGGGCAGCUAUGGCAGGGGCUGCUCCUGCAGCCUGGGUGGGGGCUUUGGCUCCAGCUUUGGGGUGGCAGACGCCCUGCUGGGGGGCAGCGAGAAGGAGACCAUGCAGAACCUCAACGACCGCCUGGCCUCCUGCCUGGGCAAGGUGCGUGCUCUGGAGGAGUCUAAUGCCGACCUGGAGGUGAAGAUCCACGACUGGUACAAGAAGCAGGGCUCCAGACCCGCCCUCGACUACAGCCGCUACGUCAAGACCAUCGAGGACCUGUGGAGCAAGAUCCUGGCGGCCACCAUCGACAAUGCCAACUUGGUGCUGCAGAUUGAUAAUGCCCGCCUGGCAGCCGAUGACUUCCGUACCAAGUAUGAGAUGGAGCUGAACCUGCGCGUGAGCAUGGAGGCCGACAUCAACGGCUUGCGCAGGGUGCUGGACAAGCUGACCCUGGCCAGAGCCGACCUAGAGAUGCAGAUUGAAAACCUCAAGCAGGAGCUGGCCCACCUCCAGAAGAACCACGAGGAGGAAGUGAACGCCCUGCGAGGCCAGGUGGGUGGUGAGAUCAACGUGGAGACGGACGCCGUCCCCGCUGUGGACCUGGGCCGCAUCCUGAACGAGAUGCGCGACCAGUACGAGAAGCUUACGGAGAAGGGAUGCCGAGGACUGAACCGCGAGGCGGCCACCAGCACAGAGGCCCUGCCGAGCAGCUGCACGGAGAUCACGGAGCCACGCCGCACCGUGCAGAACCUGGAGAUCGAGCUGCGGUCCCAGCUCAGCGUGAAAGCGUCACUGGAGACCGAGGCGCACUACGGGGCCCAGCUGGCCCAGCUGCAGGGGCUUAGCAGCAGCAUCGAGGCCCAGCUGAGCGAGCUCCGCUGCGAGAUGGAGGGGCAGAACCAGGAGUACAAGAUGCUGCUGGACGUGAAGACACGGCUGGAGCAGGAGAUCGCCAUCUACUGCCGCCUGCUGGAGGGCCAGGACGCCCACCUGGUCACCCAGUACUCCUCGUCCCUGGUCUCUCAGCCCACCCGGGAAGCCGUGGUGACCACCCACCAGGUGUGUAUCAUUAUGGAGGAAGUCCAGGACGGCAAGGUGGUCCCCUCCCGCGAGCAGGUCCAUCGCUCCCCCCACUGA
Lipotes vexillifer (Yangtze River dolphin) is the source of this 1314-nucleotide messenger RNA. RefSeq names its product keratin, type I cytoskeletal 42-like. Gene Ontology annotation, biological process: intermediate filament organization; epithelial cell differentiation. The record is from RefSeq and is a predicted model, not a curated record. NCBI's taxonomy places the organism in Eukaryota, Metazoa, Chordata, Mammalia, Artiodactyla, Lipotidae. Gene Ontology annotation, cellular component: cytoskeleton. Gene Ontology annotation, molecular function: structural molecule activity.